GGAAGGGAGGGAGGGAGGGAGGGAUCUCCGAGUCACGUUGACGGGAACGUGGGAGAGGGAAGGAGAGGGCAAGGAUGCCGCAGCCAGCCGAGCAGAAGAGCAAUGGAUUGGCAGGCGGGAUCAAGACAGAGACUCAGGAUUGUCGACGAUGCGAGACAAGCACCCCAAAAACGGGAGUGGUGGUGGAACGGUGGAAUCGCGUGUGAGGCGGGAAGCAAGGAGGAGGGGGGUGGAGGCAACACCACGAAGUAUAUAGAAAUGGACUGAGUGCCGGAAGAGAUGGAGGCAAUCGCUGAGGAGGCGAAAUCGCUGAGGAGACGAGUAUCUUCCUUCUUCUCUGCGGGGGAGCUCCUUGUUCUUAUAGUCAAGCCAGACGACGAGAUGAGGAGAAGGGCGUUGGGUUUAAUAGAGAG
Messenger RNA from Ilyonectria robusta, 413 nucleotides. RefSeq lists its product as uncharacterized. The transcript has a single exon. The record is from RefSeq and is a predicted model, not a curated record. NCBI's taxonomy places the organism in Eukaryota, Fungi, Ascomycota, Sordariomycetes, Hypocreales, Nectriaceae. Bases 103 to 267 code for a protein of 54 amino acids.